Messenger RNA from Impatiens glandulifera, 612 nucleotides. RefSeq lists its product as uncharacterized. The coding region runs from base 97 to 504 and encodes 135 amino acids. The transcript is spliced from 2 exons. Lineage: Eukaryota; Viridiplantae; Streptophyta; Magnoliopsida; Ericales; Balsaminaceae. The record is from RefSeq and is a predicted model, not a curated record.
AAUCAUAUUUAAUAAUUAGGAAUUCGGGAGAUCUGCCUUAAAGCGAAGAUAAGACGAAGAAGAAGAAGACGAAGAAGGUGAAGAAUUGGAGCUUCAAUGGCGAAUCUGGUAUUCUGCAGUUCGUUAUCAUUAUCAAGUCAGAGAUUUCCUUCGUUUCGUUCUUCUUUUCAAUGUAAUCCUCCAUCCGCCGUCUGUUUCCCCGUUCGAUUAGGUCGUAGGCAAACGAGAGGAUUAUCUGUUGUGACGCGAGCAGCUCCGAGCGCUAAUACCUAUCUCUUCGCAUUUUUCUUGCCUCUUUCACUUCUAGCUAUAACAGUAUUGACUUCCAUUAGUAUCGAUAUGCAGCUUGACAAACGCUUCAUGGAAGAGAUGGCGGUUAAUGAAGGAAUGACUGAAGCAGAUGAUGAUAAUGAUGAUGAAGAAGAUGGAGAAAUUGUUGAGAUUUCUCCAAGGGAAAAAGCUGUUCGCACUCGUAAUCGACCUAAAAAGGAAGUGAAGAAUUGAAAUGAAAAUAUAAUACCUUAUAGCUUCUUUCUACUGGAAUGAAUAUUGAUUAGAAUUGCUGUAAUUCAGGAAAUCAAUGAAAUUGUAUUCAUUGUGAUUUUGAUUUCA